CCCCGGCGCAAGAUGGCGGCGGUGGGGCGGGCGAGGCGGAGGUGGGGCGGCGGCGGGAGACACAGCGGUGCCCGGUGCCUGCAGCCCCCGACCUCACGCCCAGCGGCCCCCGCGGGCCAGGCGCGGGACGCCCCGCUAUGAGGAUGCGGCCCCGGCGCGCCAGCGGCGAGCACGGAGUGACGGCCACGCGUCCCGCCACCAGCAGCUGCUGAGAAAUGGCCAAUGAGAAUCACGGAAGCCCUGCGGAGGAAGCGUCUCUCAUGAGUCACUCACCUGGCACCUCCAACCAGAACCAGCCCAGCUCCCCCAAACCCAUGCGCCUGGUGCAGGACCUGCCAGAUGAGCUGGUGCAGGCUGGCUGGGAGAAGUGCUGGAGCAAGCGGGAGAAUCGCCCCUACUACUUCAACCGCUUCACCAAUCAGUCCCUGUGGGAGAUGCCUGUCUUGGGUCAGCACGAUGUCAUUUCAGACCCACUGGGACUGAACGCAGCUCCCAUGCCGCUGGAGGGUGGAGUGAUUGACACCUCUGCGGAGAGCAAGCAGAGGAAGAGGAGGUUCUCUGAGGAGGUUCCAGCCGGUGGCAACAGUGUCAAAAAGCCUAAGGCGGAUGUCCCGGGGAAUGCAGCUGCCCAGCCGGUGCCCAGCUCUCCCAGCGUGCCUGGCAGCUCUGUCCUGAAGGCAUGGUGUGUCUCGCCCGAGGACAAGCAGCAGGCAGCUCUCCUGCGACCAACCGAGGUGUACUGGGACCUGGACAUCCAGACAAAUGCAGUGAUUAAGCAGAGAGCACCCUCAGAAGUGCUUUCUCCACACCCCGAGGUGGAGCUGCUGCGGUCCCAGCUCAUUCUGAAGCUGCGGCAGCAUUACCGUGAGCUCUGCCAGCAGAGGGAAGGGAUUGAUCCCCCAAGGGAGUCCUUUAACCGAUGGAUGCUGGAGAGGAAGGUGGUUGAUAAAGGCACAGAUCCUCUUUUGCCCAGUGACUGCGAGCCAGUAGUGUCUCCUUCCAUGUUCAGAGAGAUCAUGAAUGACAUUCCCAUCAGGCUGUCCAGAAUCAAGUUCCGGGAGGAAGCCAAGAGGCUGCUCUUCAAGUACGCCGAGGCUGCCAAGCGACUCAUCGAGUCCAGGAGUGCUUCACCAGACAGCAGGAAGGUGGUGAAGUGGAACGUGGAGGACACCUUCAGUUGGCUGCGACGGGACCACUCUGCUUCCAAGGAGGACUACAUGGACCGCUUGGAGCACCUGCGCAAGCAGUGCGGCCCCCACGUGUCUGCAGCAGCCAAGGACUCUGUGGAAGGCAUCUGCAGCAAGAUUUACUACAUCUCCCUGGAGUACGUCAAGCGGAUCCGGGAGAAGCACCUCGCCAUCCUCAAGGAGAACAACAUCUCUGCUGAGGUGGAAGCCCCUGAGGUCCAGGACAGGCUGGUGUAUUGCUACCCAGUGAGGUUGGCCAUCCCCUCGCCACCGCUGCCCAGCGUGGAGAUGCACAUGGAGAACAACGUGGCCUGCGUGCGCUACAAGGGCGAGAUGGUCAAAGUCAGCCGCAACUACUUCAGCAAGCUGUGGCUGCUCUAUCGGUACAGCUGCAUCGAUGACUCUGGCUUUGAGAAGUUUCUGCCCAGGGUUUGGUGCCUUCUCCGUCGCUAUCAGAUGAUGUUCGGCGUGGGGCUGUACGAGGGGACUGGGCUGCAGGGGGCACUGCCUGUGCACGUCUUCGAGGCCCUCCACAAGCUCUUCGGAGUGAGCUUUGAGUGCUUUGCCUCGCCCCUGAACUGCUACUUCAAGCAGUACUGCUCGGCCUUCCUGGACACAGACGGGUAUUUCGGAUCCAGGGGCCCCUGCCUGGAUUUCUUCCCUAUAAGUGGCUCUUUUGAGGCAAAUCCUCCGUUCUGUGAGGAGCUGAUGGAUGCCAUGGUCUCCCACUUCGAGAAACUGCUGGAGAGCUCCAGCGAGCCUCUGUCCUUCAUCGUCUUCAUCCCCGAGUGGCGAGACCCCCCCACGCCGGCGCUCACCCGCAUGGAGCAGAGCAAGUUCAAGCGCCACCAGCUGGUCCUGCCAGCCUUCGACCACGAGUACCGCAGCGGCUCGCAGCACAUCUGCAAGAAAGAGGAGAUGUACUACAAGGCCGUGCACAACACUGCCGUGCUCUUCCUGCAGAACAGUGCCGGCUUCGCCAAGUGGGAGCCCACACCGGAGCGGCUGCAGGAGCUCGUGGCAGCCUACAAGCAUUCAGGACGGACCCUCAGCUCUUCCUCCUCCUCCUCAUCCUCCUCAUCCUCCUCCUCCUCUUCCACGGCAGACAAGGAGCGGGAGCUGAGCCGAGAGCAGAGCAGCAGCCGGGAGACCAAUCCCAACUAGGGAGCAGAGGUGCGAGGCAGCAGGGCAGGCGCUGCAGCCCGAGGAGCUGAGGCUACGCCGGGAUGGUGCAGGGACUGCUGGCAGCGCGGUGCCACCGCAGGACUCUUGGCAGCAGCUCCUUCCUCUGCGAACUGCACGCCCGGGGCGGCCGGAGCAGCCGGCGGGCACCGGAGGAGGCUCAGCCGCGGCUCGGCAAAGGGCACGCGGCACGGCAGGAGGAGCUGGCAGCCCCUUCGACGCCAGGGCGCCCAGACAAGGGUCAGCCGGAGCUGGGGCGCAGGCGCGGGCAGACAGACGGCAGGACAGGCGGAGGGACAGGUGGAUGGCAAGCGCGAAGCGCCGCAGCCCCGCGCCGGCGGGAGAAGGACGGGCAGAGCCCGGGGGCUCCUGCGUCGGGCCCGGCCCCGGCCCCGUGUCCAUAUGUAAAUAGCUGUGUCGGCGGCACCGCGCUCCGGCAGCGCCGCUCCCAUCCCAUCCGUGGUUGUUUCCCACCCGUGUGAGUCCCGUGCUGGCCGCCGCUGCGCCCGUGGAGGGCAGGGGCGGGGGGCGCCGGCCGGGCUGUACAGAUGUUGUUGCAGCUGUUUUGUAGUCGUUGUGGUUUUUACGCGGAGCCCCCGGGCUGUGUUUCCCCUCCCUGGGUUGUGUUUUGUAAGGUUAAUUUAACACCGCUAACCAUUUUAUUACUUUUACCCAGAAGAGCAAAGUCUAUUUUUGAUUUCUGUUUCCUAGUUUUUAGGGACAUUAAAAACCAGCCGAGA
Pogoniulus pusillus (Red-fronted tinkerbird) is the source of this 3109-nucleotide messenger RNA. RefSeq names its product phosphorylated CTD interacting factor 1 (gene PCIF1). Gene Ontology annotation, molecular function: mRNA (2'-O-methyladenosine-N6-)-methyltransferase activity; RNA polymerase II C-terminal domain binding. Bases 216 to 2351 code for a protein of 711 amino acids. The transcript is spliced from 17 exons. Gene Ontology annotation, cellular component: nucleus. The record is from RefSeq and is a predicted model, not a curated record. Lineage: Eukaryota; Metazoa; Chordata; Aves; Piciformes; Lybiidae.